UCCGGGCGGAAGCGGCGACGUAGGCGGCGGGCGGCGGCUCAGUUUAAAUAAAGAAGAAAAGAAUGAAGCUGAGCGUGACACCAUGUACAACUGGGCCCACAGAAUUGAGAUGCCCUGGUUUCAAGGAAAUAGCAUGCAACUUGCCAAAUACUCCCUUCAACUCCUCAUGAGAAAUCUCUCUGCCUCUAAGACCAUUCUGCCUGUGCUGACCUUAUUUACAAAGGAUCCAUGCCCCCUUUGUGAUGAAGCCAAGGAAACACUGGAGCCUUACAAAAACAGGUUUAUUUUACAGGAGGUGGACAUCACACUUCCAGAAAACUCUGCUUGGUAUGAAAGGUAUAAAUUUGACAUCCCCGUCUUCCAUUUGAAUGGCCAGUUUCUGAUGAUGCAUCGAGUGGACAUCUCAAAACUUGAAAAGCAGCUCCAGAAACUUGAGCAGCAAGGUGCUGGAGGCUGGAGGACGCCUUCAUGAUCCUCCACCCACUCUUGUCCAGACGGCGUCUUCCUAAGGACAUGACCGUGGUGGCCUUUCCCGGCCUUAACAGACGUUCUGAACUGGGUGGUGCCCAAUAUAUGGUGACAUUACUCUUCUGACUGAUGGAAGUAUGGGAACAGUGUGGGAACUGUUUACCUGCUGGCAUUUUAUAAAAUGAGAGGAGCAUAUUGGCAGCAAGGGGAUAAUGGAGGAUGGGAGAAAUCCAUUUGUUUUAUUUAUUUUCCCUUUUGUAUUAAUAUGGAAGCCCUUUCACAUUCACUGGACAGUGCAGUUUAUAGGAAGAAGGUUCUGCAUCCCUGCUGCUGCCCUAAGGGCUUAACUUUUUAAUGAAAGAAUAAAUGCUCUUCCACUCAGUAGAUAAAGUGAAAUGUGAAUUGUUAAUAACUGUGCACAGUCAAUAAAGGGGUGUUUUAACAAAUACA
Zalophus californianus (California sea lion) is the source of this 918-nucleotide messenger RNA. RefSeq names its product chromosome 5 C5orf63 homolog (gene C5H5orf63). NCBI's taxonomy places the organism in Eukaryota, Metazoa, Chordata, Mammalia, Carnivora, Otariidae. The record is from RefSeq and is a predicted model, not a curated record. The transcript has 5 exons. The coding region runs from base 83 to 472 and encodes 129 amino acids.